Messenger RNA from Betta splendens (Siamese fighting fish), 2754 nucleotides. RefSeq names its product folylpolyglutamate synthase (gene fpgs). Gene Ontology annotation, cellular component: mitochondrion; cytoplasm; cytosol. Lineage: Eukaryota; Metazoa; Chordata; Actinopteri; Anabantiformes; Osphronemidae. The coding region runs from base 52 to 1785 and encodes 577 amino acids. Gene Ontology annotation, molecular function: tetrahydrofolylpolyglutamate synthase activity; ATP binding. The record is from RefSeq and is a predicted model, not a curated record. The transcript has 15 exons. Gene Ontology annotation, biological process: tetrahydrofolylpolyglutamate biosynthetic process.
GGAACCUCCCAUGUUUGGCCAUCCGCCCCGGUGACAUGUCAGCCUCCCAUAAUGGUGUGCAUGUCUCGCGUGUUGCAGUGGGGUUCCAUGUUUGCCGCGCGGCUCGGACCGCAGAGCUGGGCGUGCAGGUUGGCGGGCCUCUCAGUCAGAUACUCCAGCACCGAGACGGCUCCUCACAUACCCAGCAUGGACUAUCAGGAUGCCAUCUGCACUCUUAACACCCUGCAGACUAACGCCAGUGCUCUGGAGCAGGUCCGUCGGGAGCGGAGCAACCCUGAGGUGCAGCUCCAGGCCAUGAAAGGCUUCUUGAAGCGGGCUGGUAUCACGGUUAAAGAAUUGGACCAUCUCAAUAUCAUUCAUGUGACGGGGACAAAGGGCAAGGGAUCCACAUGUGCUUUUACUGAGCAGAUUCUGAGAAGUUACGGGUUCCGUACGGGGUUUUACAGUUCCCCUCACUUGGUACAAGUCCGGGAAAGGAUUCGAAUCAACGGACUGCCGAUUGGAAAAGAGCUCUUCACUAAAUACUUCUGGCAGGUGUAUGGGCGACUCUAUGAAACAAAGGACGUCCAUGGAGGAGCAAUGCCAGCAUACUUCCGCUUCCUUACCAUCUUGGCCUUUCAUGUGUUUCUUCAAGAGAAGGUUGAUUUAGCUGUAAUUGAAGUUGGAAUUGGUGGCGCAUACGACUGUACCAAUAUUAUAAGGAGGCCGUGGGUGUGUGGCAUCUCCUCUCUGGGUAUAGACCACACUCAGAUUCUUGGAGACACACUUGAAAAAAUUGCCUGGCAAAAAGGAGGCAUUCUUAAGCCUGGGGUUCCGGCCUUCACAGUCAAACAACCAGAAGAGGCACUGGCUGUGCUGAAGGACAGAGCCAAGGAGAGAAGUUGUCCCCUGUGGAUUUGUCCAGAGCUGGAGAACUAUCACACAGACUCUGCUCCUUUGCAUUUGGGACUGGCAGGAAAGCACCAGAGAUCCAACGCCUCCCUGGCCCUGCAGCUGAGUCACACUUGGCUGCAGAAAAGAUGCCUACAAGAUGAGAGCUUCCCAUCUAUGCAUUUUGAGAACACAAGUGUAUUUCAGGCGUCUCCAUUCAAGCCCACGCCUGUAAUGCUAAAAGGACUAGCUCACACAGAGUGGCCUGGGAGGAAUCAGACUCUAAGACAUGGAGAUGUCACCUACUUCCUGGAUGGAGCUCACACCAUGCGCAGCAUGCAGGCCUGUCUGCAGUGGUUCAAAGAGGCUGCAGCCCAGCACAUGAAGAAUGCGAGUGGAACUGUAGCCAGAGUUUUACUGUUCAAUGCUACAGGAGACCGGGAUUCAGCAGCCAUGCUUAAACUACUGAUGCCAUGUCAUUUUGACUUUGCUGUGUUCUGCCCAAAUAUCACAGAAACCAUCACUACCUGUAAUGCAGAUCAGCAGAACUUCAACGUCUCUGUGGAGAACAUGCUGACUCGCUGCUUGGACAAUGAGAGAAGCUGGCGUUUGCACCACAGCCUGACCGAUGAUCAAGGCACACAGCUGCUCAUUGAGAGUGGCCUUUCCCUCGUCCCCGAAAAGAAAGCAGACGCCCUGGUCUUCCCCUGCAUCCUCAGUGCCCUCCAGUGGAUCACCCAGGGCAGGGACUCUGUGCUGGUAGACCCAGCCAAGAGAUGCUUGGCAGUAAAACCCAACAUUGUGGCGAGAGCCGCUCCCCUCCGCAGUGCUGCAGAGAUCCACAUCCUCAUCACAGGAAGCCUCCAUCUUGUGGGUGGAGCACUCAAACAUCUUAUACCUACUUUCUCUAAUUGAAUACCGAGAGUUUAAAGUGUAAGUGUCUGAUGCAAUGACUUCAUGAAAGUAGAAUAACGUCUGUCUGUACUUACCACCUUGGACGUGGAUGUUUUUUUUUUCUGGUGCUUACCCCAGUGGGAUUCACUGCACCUAGGUUUCGUUGUUGUCAUGGCAGCUUGGCUAAGACUUAGCUUAGCCCUCAACCUAAAGCCUUAAGAGCCAGACUCAGCCAAUUGCACAAACAUGUCAAGCACAUGUCUUUUAGUUUUACUCAAAGCUUGAAGUGUUUACAUGAUCUGCGGAGGGCACAUUCACUACACAAGUUGAGUUAACAAAACUGGAUUUUUGUGUCUGCACUUCGGUGAUCACUGAUGCCAGCGUGAUGAUGUAUUACAUUCAUACAAAAGACCUGUGGCCACAGAAUAGUGCCAUUUAUGUGUUUUACAUUUCAGUAAGGAGCAUGUGUCAAAUACCCUUCACUGCUGUCGUUUUUUCAUUUUAGAUACUGGACAGUGUGCUGCGUACACUACACGUCGCUGGUUAUCUUUGUUGUAGAUGUGUAAAUAUUUCUGACAUCAGGAGAAAUAAUUCAAGUCAUGUUCAGUAUAACAGGUUUUACAGUGGAAUUGAUAUUUAAAUUAUCCUUAAAUUAAAUUUGCAUUACCCAAUGGUACAUGAAGUUAUUGUAUGUAUGUUUGUGUGUAUCAUGAUGAAUGUGUAUAAAAUACACUUAUCCUUUGGUUCCUAAUGUCAUGAUAUGUAUAAUAAUGCUGAAUGGUUGAAUGGAAACCAAAUGGUUGGUUGGUUGUCACCCAUGCAUUUACUUACUGUAACAUUGUAACAUGUUUUUUCCAAAACAAAUAAUACAUUCACUAUGCUCUUAACGUCUUUAUAUGUCCCUAUGAACACAUGCACUUAUACUGAACAUACCACUUAGUUUGUGAAGAUGAACUGUCAUCAAGUCAAUUACAUUAUAGAUGGAUACUG